Molecule: messenger RNA, 4152 nt
Organism: Nycticebus coucang (slow loris)
Lineage: Eukaryota; Metazoa; Chordata; Mammalia; Primates; Lorisidae
Gene: TTC23
Product: tetratricopeptide repeat domain 23
Exons: 12
Coding region: 376-1716 (446 amino acids)
Molecular function (GO): protein binding
Source: RefSeq, a predicted model, not a curated record
GGCUUGAUGUGAGAAGAACGGCUUUUUGCUUAGCGUCUCGAAGGGGAGCGAAACGGGAGCGAAAAUGGCAAAUCGGGCUGCCAACACAAUUGUGUCAUUCUCUUGAAAAAGAAAUGGAGAACAUCUCAAGCCGACUGGAUAAACUGACAAAGGAUUUUACGACGUAGUUGGAGUCUUGAGAGUUAAAGAAACUUCUCCGAGUUUUUCGCUAGUUUUAAAGGAGAAAGUGUCAGGAAAAACAGAAAAUACAAACACAGUCCAAGAGUGGCAGGACGGAGAGUUUUCAGAGGGCGUUUUUCUCUUUAGUGUGAGGAUGGAAAGCAUCAUCGCCAGAUUAUCAGUGGAUUUUUAAAAGAAGACAAUGUAUAUAAAAAUAUGCAAGAAUCACAGGAAACCCACAUAUCCAACCACCUAGAUGAAAUUGUUGCAGCUGUCAGCAUCACUCCAAGAAAGAAGAUCCAUAACAAGUUGCCUCAGACAGCGCUGUUCCAGCUUCCCCGAGAGAAACUCCACCUCUGUGAAGAGAAAGCAAAAUCCUACGCCAGUAGUCACGAUCAUAAACAGGCUAUCCAUGAGCUUGUGCGUUGUGUAGCACUGACAAGAAUUUGCUAUGGUGACUCACAUUGGAAACUAGCAGAGGCCCAUGUUAAUCUGGCUCAAGGCUACCUCCAGCUGAAAGGACUGUCACUGCAAGCAAAACAACAUGCAGAAAAAGCUAAAGAAAUCCUCAUCGCAUCCAUUGUGCCUCCUUAUAACGACGAUACAGAUGUUUUCAGGUGCUCUGUUGAGCUUUUCCACACCAUGGGGAGAGCCUGCCUCUCUCUCCAAAAAUUUAAAGAAGCUUCAGAAAAUUUGGGAAAAGCAGAGAGACUUUCAAAGGAGCUACUACAGUGUGAAAGAAUUAUAAAGGAAGAAUGGAUAGAAAUUCAAGCCCGGAUCAAAUUGUCAUUUGCACAGGUGUGUCAAGGUCAAAAGAAAUCAAAAGAAGCUUUACCCCACUAUCAAAAAGCUUUGGAAUAUGUUGAGAUUGGUAAAGGUGAAAAAAGUCUUGAGUGUGUACCAGUAUUGAGGGAAUUAGCAGGUGUAGAGCAAGCCCUGGGAUUCCACGAUGCAGCCAUCAACCAUUUCCUACAGGCACAUCUCAUCGUCCAGAGCAGAAGCCCCUCUCAAGAGGAGGCAGCGGACUCUGCAUACUUUGUCGCCCAUGCUGCCCUGACUUCUGGGUGGCCCAAGCACCAUGAUGUGGCUGAGCAGUACUUUCAAGAGAGCAUGGCUCAUCUUAAGGAUUCUGAAGGGCCAGGGAGAGCCAAAUUUUUUUCAAUUCAAGAUGAAUUUUGCCAGUUUCUACAGAUGACUGGACAAAAAGAGAGAGCAACCACAAUCCUGAAAGAGUCCCUGGAAGCCAAAGUGAGAGCAUUUGGAGAUUUCAGUCCCGAGGUGGCAGAGACAUACCAGUUCCUGAGUGGGGCAGACGUGGCACAGGGGAACUACAGCGGGGCCCACAGGAAACUGAGGAAGUGUCUUCAGAUUCAGACCCUCUUAUACGGAGCAAAGGACAAGAGGACUUUGGCCACCAAGCAGACUGUGGACAUCCUAUCUAAGGCCCCUGAGGUCACCAUGAAGCCAAGGCAGGCUGCAAAAGCCAAAGUAGCCUUCUGCACCGGGGUCCCUCAGCACACCAUUCUGGGGAAGGCCAGGCUCAACGCAGCAGACUGAGAUCCCACCCCCACCCCCAAAGAAAGCUGUGGGCAGGACAGGCCACUGUCAUUUAGGGUAUUAUACAAAUUUCUCUCCAAGAUGGAAUUCAACAGUUCAGGGUACAGAUUUUCACGGCCAACUGUUUGCUCCAACGUGCACAGUGACACCAUGAAACUCUGAUGGCCACAGGUGGGCAGUGGUUGCCCUUCAGGUGAUCUGGCACUUCUAUAAAACGUUUCUAUUUUUAAAAAUAAACCUAAGUGGUUCUUCUUGUCUGGCACUUCUAUAAAACGUUUCUAUUUUUAGAAAUAAACCUAAAUGGUUCUUCUUGUCAACAGGAAUUUUUACUCAUCAGAGCUCUACUGUGGCUGAAAGUCUUAUCUUCAAAAGUUGUACAGGAAAGAUUUGGCAUUCACUUGUACACAGAGUUCCUUGCAUAGGUCUGGGGUCAGAUUUGGAACAGUAAAACUCUGGAAAAAGCCCUUUCUUAUAGGAAGCUAAUAAGGAUUGAACAUAAAAUGAGAAUGAAAUGCUAAUAAAGGGAAACUUGAAAGUGCUAGUGUCAGUGUUUUCAAAAUGAAGCCUUGCUCGGAGCUCCCAGAAGCCUUCUCAGGGUCCUGGAGAUGGCUUCCUUCAUUUGUAUGUCCGGUCGCUCUUCACAGUUUUUCUUGGGCACUUAGGAUAUACCAGGUGUGUGCUAAGAACUGGGACACACAGUGGCCAUCCAGUGUGGCACUAAGUAUUGAAAGUAUGCUGGUGGCAUCGAUGGGUGUCAGUGGUAGCACCUCAGCCAAUAACCAAGUACAAUGGGGCAGGUGGCCACUGUUCCUGGCUUGGCCUUGGGGUCAGGCAAGGCAGGUGUAGGGGAGUGGGAAGAAAAGCAAGCAGGAGUGAGGCUGCCAAGACGGGAGGCUGCUGAGUGUUUUGCAUACCUCCCCUGUGGCCUCUACUCCAGGCAGGACAAACAUGUCCACCACCCUGGAGCUGCUUCUUGAGUUGGCACUGACCUGGGGUCCACAGUAGUCUUUAGCCUCCUGGCAGAUGGGCCACAGUUGUGUGAAGAUAGCAAAGUCAAGCAGGAAGCUUUGGGCACCUUUCUCCACACUGUCAACCAAGAGAUCCAAUGGUAGAAUGAGGUGGAUGGAGCACCCAGAGGGUGGGGGGUGCAGGUGUGGGCAAAGCCACCCUCUCCCCUACAUCCCAGGCACCAUGGCCAGUGAGGCUGCAGUAGGCUGGUGCUUAAAGAAGGCAGCAGACUGCAGCAUGAGGGCCUUUCCCCUCCAAGCCUCUGUGGGAAACCCAAACCACCCUGGGUCCAUUCAUAUAGGCUGUCACCUCAAGAAUCAAUGGAGGAAAUAAAGAUAUGACAGGAUGGGGAGAAACAAGGUCCCAUGUCUUCCUCAAGAGCCUGACACCUGACCAUGUAGACCAUCUCUGCUGUUACUCACCAGUCCCAGACCUGUGCCAUGAUGAUGAUAGACUACAGAAAAGGACUGGGAUAUGGUCACUACUCACCAAGUCUCCCAUAUAGUUGAAAAAAUAGGUGGCAUCUGUUGUGUACUGGAUGUUUGUGUCCCCACCCAAUUCAUGUUGAAGCCCUAAUACCCAAUGUGAUGGCAUUAGGAGGUGGAUCUCUGAUCUUUGCCUUUAUAAGAAACACGAGAGAAUCUGUCUGCACCCUCCACAGCAACAAGGCAGCUGUCUGCAAGCCAAGCAGAGACCUUUCACCAGGAGGAGAAUCUCUCGGCACUGAGACUUUCCAGCCUCCAGAACUGUGAGACAUUUGUCAUUUAAGCCACCUGGGCCAGUGUUUUUGUAUCACACAGUAGCCUAAACUAAGACUCUGUGGUGUGUUUUUUGAAACAAAUGUGAAUUCUGAUCUGUUCCUUUCUUUUUUUGAGACAAGAGUCUCAAUCACCCUGGGGUAUAGUGCCAAAGCGUAAUAGCUCACAGCAAACUCUUAGGCUCAAGUGAUUCUCUUGCCUCAGCCUCCUGAGUAACUGGGACUAAAGGCGCCCGCCACAACAGCCAGCUAUUUUUUACAGAUAGGAGUCACUCAGGCUGGUCUCAAACUCCUGAGCUGAAGCAAUCCGCCCACCUCAGCCUCCCAGAGUGCUGAAAUUACAGGCCUGAGCCACUACGCCCGGCUCCUUCUUCCUUUUCUGUAUUAUUUGGUAGGUUAUCUUAGAAUCACAGAAACUAAAAUACAUUUUUAAAAUUUAGUCCCGCACCCCCACCCCAGGAAAGGAUGAAUUUAGUACUGUUCCACCAAAUGUCUUCCAUCUAUUAAAUUUGUUAACUUUAACAAGAGAUGGAAAUUGCAGCUAUUCAUGUUUUUGUACUUUUUUGGUAAAAGACUAAAAGAUUAUAAACAGGUAAAGAUAUUUAGCUACUCCUUUGUCUCAACUUAAUUUUUCAAAGCACCUAAGAAAUGGCUGUGAUUAACAACCGUUU